CGUACAGCUCCUGGGACUGGCCACCUGAGAUGUUCAGGUUUUGGGUCCCCAUUAUCCCUGGGUUGGUUUAAAUCAGCUGAGGGAGGAAAGGGACUUAAUCUGAAAUAUCAAAGCAGCGACCUGCCUGUUUUUCUCUCCUUCCCGCUAUUCCUCGCCUCUUCCCAUCCCUCAUCUCCCCAUGGGCUUUCCAGCCCCGUUCAAACCCCGCCCUUGUUGAACCUUUCUAAGAUAAAACUUUUCUUCACUACCGGCUUCCAGUGUCGCGUUUGGACCGGCUCAGCCGGCGUGACAAGGCCUUUGCGCAUGUGCGGGGUGAAACGUGAAGAAGGUGAAGAUGGCGGCGGCCAGGACGGGUGUCCUGGGAAUCCGAUGGCUGCAAAGGGCAGCCCAGGGAGUGGUGCCGUUGGGUGCACGGACAGCUUCCCACAUUACUAAGGACAUGCUCCCGGGGCCCUAUCCCAAGACCCCAGAAGAACGGGCCGCCGCCGCCAAGAAGUAUAAUAUGCGAGUGGAGGACUACGAGCCGUACCCGGAUGAUGGCAUGGGGUAUGGCGACUACCCGAAGCUCCCUGACCGCUCACAGCAGGAGAGGGAUCCAUGGUAUGACUGGGACCACCGAGACCUGAGGUUGAACUGGGGUGAACCGCUACACUGGGACCUAGACAUGUAUAUCCGGAACCGUGUGGACACAUCCCCCACACCUGUUUCUUGGAAUGUCAUGUGUAAGCAGCUCUUCGGCUUCAUUGCCUUCAUGGUUUUCAUGUUCUGGGUGGGAGAAAUGUACCCCACCUACCAACCAGUGGGGCCAAAGCAGUAUCCUUAUAAUAAUCUGUACCUGGAACGAGGCGGUGAUCCCACCAAAGAGCCUGAGCCGGUGAUUCACUAUGAGAUCUGAGGAGGCUUCCUGGGUUUUUGUGCCCCCAACUAGGACUCUUUUAUUCCUAGAGAUUUAACCUUAAUGAAUCCCAAUAAAACUUAGUGCUGUGGUA
Molecule: messenger RNA, 989 nt
Organism: Choloepus didactylus (southern two-toed sloth)
Lineage: Eukaryota; Metazoa; Chordata; Mammalia; Pilosa; Megalonychidae
Gene: NDUFB8
Product: NADH:ubiquinone oxidoreductase subunit B8
Exons: 5
Coding region: 335-895 (186 amino acids)
Biological process (GO): mitochondrial electron transport, NADH to ubiquinone
Cellular component (GO): mitochondrion
Source: RefSeq, a predicted model, not a curated record